Pistacia vera is the source of this 877-nucleotide messenger RNA. RefSeq lists its product as uncharacterized. The coding region runs from base 53 to 868 and encodes 271 amino acids. The transcript is spliced from 2 exons. Lineage: Eukaryota; Viridiplantae; Streptophyta; Magnoliopsida; Sapindales; Anacardiaceae. The record is from RefSeq and is a predicted model, not a curated record.
CUAGGUCUUCCCUAAUUUGGAGGAACUGAAAUUAGGGGGGAAGGUCGUGGAGAUGAUAUGGCAAGGCGCAUUUCCAGACCACCUCUUUCGCAGACUUGAAGUUCUUCACAUUGUGAAAGAUGAUUCAAAUGUUUUUCCUCUUCAUUCCUUUAAGAGAUUUCACAAUCUGGAAAAGCUCAUUCUAAGUCAUGUUUCAUGCAAAGAGAUAUUCUCACAUGAAGAGGUGGAAGGACAUGCCAGGAUGUUGACACAGAUUAAAGAUUUGAAGUUGUUUAAACUGUCUAAUCUAAAGUUUAUGUGGAAACAAGAAUCAAAACUGGGCACAAUUCUUCAAAAUCUUGAAAUUCUUGAUGUAUGGUGGUGCAGUAGUUUAAUUAAUUUGGCGCCAUCGUCAGCAUCUUUCCAGAAUCUGACAGUUUUGGAAGUGUGGUUUUGCAAAAGAUUGACGAACUUAGUAGCAUUCGCAGCAGCCAAAACCCUGGUGCAACUCAAAGAAAUGAAGAUUUGUGGAUGUGAAAUGAUGAUAGAGGUAGUAGAAAAUGAGGGAUAUCUAAUAGAAGAAGCUGAGAUUACCUUUUGCAAAUUGAAGAGCUUAACUCUUUUUGGUUUAGAAAGUCUUAGAAGCUUCUGCUCUGGGAAUUAUACUUUCAUAUUUCCAUCAUUGGAAGAAUUAUUUGUAAUAGAAUGCCCCAAUAUGAAUGUUUUCUCUAGAGGAGUUUUAAGCACACCAAAAUUACAGGAAGUACAGCAGAGGUGGGUAGCAGAUGCAUGGCGUUGGGAUGGUGAUCUAAAUACAACCAUACGACAGUUGCAUAAAAAAAUGCUGGAGGAGAUCCUGGAAAAAAUAAUGCACAGAGCAAGCAGUUGAGUGGUUGAU